UUAUUAAAUAUAACGAAACAAUUUUCGUGGCAACAAAGAUUAGUCUAAAAUCCAGAUUUGCCUAGAAAAUCGAUCAUUACGAAAAGACACAUUGUCUACACAACAACGUAGAAAAAGCUUUAAAUGGAAGCAAGAAAUGUAAUGUUUACAUGGAGAUAUUUCACCCGUUAAGUUUAAGCAACCGAUCUCGAGCAGGCGUUGCAUAACCGCGUUGGACCGAUCGAAAUCGACGAAUCGCCAAGCCUUGAGCGGGUUAAGGAGACGUUACUUUCGCAACUUUCGCAAAGAGGCAGGAACCACUGCUUCCUUAAUAUCGAUUAUUCUCCCGUUCGAUAUAUAAUCCGGGAGUGAUAGCCGGAUUAAUCAUACCGAACGCAGCGUCCGAGUCGAACGUUUCGAUAUUAUACCAUCGAUCGAAUCCCUACCGAUCACCCACCCCCCCACCAUCAUGAAGUCUCGACUCGCGAUUUCUCUACUGUUGGCGUUUGUCCUCUGCCAGUUCGUCUCGAUCGUUGCUCGAGAGAUCGAUAAGAGAUCGUACGAUGACCUAGCCGUGGCCGCGACUCAUCAUCACCACGAGGAGGGCGGUGGUGAGGAGCACCACUCCGAUCACCAUAGCAAGCACGGUGACCACGGUGACAAGGGUUACAAAUCGUCUCAUCAUCACGAGAAAGGGGAGAAGGGACACCACGACAAGGAUCAUCACAGCGGUCAUUACGACGAGGACGAGGGUCACAAGAAGAGCCAUCAUCACGACGAUGGUUAUUACGCGGAGCAUCAUAAGGGGGAGAAGGGGGAGAAGGGUCACAAAUUCCACGAGGAGGGGCAUUAUGGGAAGGGGCACAAAACGAAAGGACAUCACGAGAUUCAUAAACUGGACGAGUUCAAGAAAGACAAGGAAUUCUUCGACGAACACCACGAUUCAGGACACCACGAGGAUCACGGUGGCCAUCAUCACGAGCACGGGCACAAGAAGGGUGGACAUUUCAAGAAGGGACAUCACGAUCAUGAGGAGCACGAGGAUCAUUAUGGGAAGAAGGGACACUUCGAGAAGGGGCACCAUCAUCACGAUGAUAAAGGACAUAAGAGCGAAGGUGGACACGAGGAACAUCAUUCUCAUCAUUCUCAUCAUGGGAAGAAAGGGGGACACGAUGAUCACAAAUCAUGGGGAUUUAAGAAAGGGCAUUAAGAAUGAUUUUUAUCGAUUGUUAUGUUUGUUGAACGCUGUGUUACGUUGAUCUUUGUAUCUGAUCGAAAAUAAAUGUAUUUUUGGAAACGAUUUUUUCAUGUUUCCUUCCUGUUAUUCAGUUAUUUUGUAGUCAAAUAUUUUUU
Apis florea (little honeybee) is the source of this 1332-nucleotide messenger RNA. RefSeq lists its product as uncharacterized. Lineage: Eukaryota; Metazoa; Arthropoda; Insecta; Hymenoptera; Apidae. The record is from RefSeq and is a predicted model, not a curated record.